GCAUCUAUUACAUAUAAUACGCGCAUUUGCCUUAUCGAUUGGCUACUCUGUCGCGUGGCAACUCUGAACUGUACUUUCUGAUACAGAUAAAAAAAACUAUUGACUAUUGAACUGACUAUCUAUAAUCGAGAAAUUGCGCGCUUAUUUUUUUGUGGCAUCGGUAAUCAGAUAUCAAUAAACAGCCAAGAACUCAAAAAUGGACGGAGUGGCCAGUUCGCCAAUGGUUGUUGAAGCCAAAUACGAGGAUGUCUCGCAGCUCAACUUUUCCAAGCUGUACUCGCCCAAAAUGAAAAGCGUCUAUUGGCGCUACUUUGGCUUUCCAUCGAACGAUAAUGACGAGGUAAUUACCAAGCAAAAUGUUGUGUGCAUCAAAUGCCAUAAAGUGCUGACCAAUCACGGUAAUACCACCAAUUUGCGUGCGCAUCUGCAACAUCGCCACAAGGACCUUUUCAAGGCCUUGUGCCAGGAAAACGAUAUACAAGUGCCGCCGCGCAAGACUCCGCGCAAUCUAAACCAUCCACCGUUGUCCAAGCGCAACGUCUCCUCACGUCGCGUCAAGCUAGAGUUCAUUAACAAUCGCACUCACCACGAGAACGAUGAAGACGAGGAAAUGGACGAGGCAGCUGUGGCCGCAGCAGCCAUGCAGGCCGAAGAUGAUGCCGCCUCCCAGACAAUGCUAUACGAAACCAUGGUACCGCUAACCUAUGACGACGCCGAUAACCUGGUCGAAGAGGAGGAUCGCUCUAUUAGUAUUGAGCCGCGCGAGCUGAAGUAUGCGCGUAAGCGCAAAAGUACAGCCCCGUCUGGAACUAUGCACUUUACGCGCGCUAACAUUAAGCACGAGGAGGGCACGGGUGGCAUGCAGGUGCGCAGCUAUAUAACCAAUUUACCCGAGGCCCUGGCCGACAUAGUUGUGCGUGAUCUGCGCAACGUGGAGACCCUAUACGAUCUGGGCAUUAGCGAGUUCAUACGUCUAGCCAUGGGCAACUUGCCAUCGCUGCCCAUGCCCCAGAAGAUUGACGCGCUGAUUACCGAACAGCAUGCAUCCAAGUUCUUGGAAAUGGGCGAUUUCACGCGCGACUUUACCGCCGAGAAGCCCUACUCGCUGGCCUUCGAGCAGUGGAUGAAUGUGGAGCAGCGUCGCUUCCUCAGCAUCUACCAUCACUACUUGAGUGACGAGACGCAGUGCGUCCGCAGCGUCAUGUAUGCCACCAUCGAGUAUACUGACUACAUCUCAUUCGACGAGCUGCUCGCCGAUUUCUAUUUGCCCAAUUGCACACUGGCCAUCGUGAACUAUGACGAUGAGGAUGAUCUGCUGCAGACCUAUUUGAAGGAAAAGAAUAUACCCGUUGUGCUCUGCUAUGUGUCGGUUAUUGACAAGUGCCUGCGGCACGUCUUUGAACUGGAGGAGGUUGCCACGUCCUUGGAGCAGGUGAAGGACAUUAUACAGCGCCACUCGGCAGAAAUUAGUUCCAAGGUGUCGGAGCUGCCGGCAUAUAAUGAACAUUUCCCUUGGACUCUGUACGAGCUGCUUAAGUUCUUUGCCGAAUCUAUAUCUUGGUCAGAGGACAUGGAUCAACUUGUCAUCACGGCCAAAACCGUGACCGAAGCGUUAAGCGCUCUAGUGAUUGCACUGGAUACUUUGCGUGGCGAGGACAUGCCUCUGUGCAGCAUGCUGUCUCCCAUUACAUCAAAGAUUUUAAUUAAGAAACUGGGCAUUGCUGAGCAGGACGAGCCCUUAAUGAUGAAUAUCAAGCGCACCAUUGCGGGUGUGCUGCAAUCACAGAUUAUAGCCAAUGAUACGCUGACCAGCGCUGCGCUGCUUGAUCCGCGAUUCCAUCGUUUAACCACAAUUGAAAACCUUGACAGCUGUGUGCGUAUGCUAACACAGAAAUACAACAAGACGUUCGGCGGCUCGGUUGGCACAGACAGUCAGAGCGGGGAUUCGGCUGAUGUGGCACCCACUGCACCCGUCAACGCUCCAACAGUAACCAUUAAAACGGAGCCAAAUGUCAAGUCUGGCAGUAGCUCGUCUGCCGCAGCUGCCACCUCGCACAGUGCGAAGAAAUCUAAACUGGAACUGCUGUUUGACGUUGCAGAGAUACCUAAUCCGCCAAAGCGAGAUGCCGACAGCACUGUGGAAACUGACCUCAAGCGUUAUCGUAAUGAGGUGAUUGUCCAGUUGGACGAGUCGCCCAUUGAGUGGUGGAACAAAAUGGGCCAUAUCUAUGGAACGCUACGCGACUUGGCUACACUAUAUCAGGGAGUACCUGGUGUGGUAAAUCUGAAUUUCAAGAAGGUGUUGCGUGAACAGAUUUAUGAUUACAAUAAGCGAUUUAUGCUAACUGGUAGCCAGAAUCAGAUCGAUGCGAUAUUGUUUUUGAACCGUAGCAGCAGCUUAAAGGACACUAUAUAUGUUUAAUAGCUUUUAAUGUUUUUAUCUGCAUGGAAUAUGCAUUAAUUCUAUAAUUCUUUAAUCUGUAAUUAAAAUACAU
Messenger RNA from Drosophila novamexicana, 2495 nucleotides. RefSeq lists its product as uncharacterized. The record is from RefSeq and is a predicted model, not a curated record. Lineage: Eukaryota; Metazoa; Arthropoda; Insecta; Diptera; Drosophilidae. The transcript has 4 exons. Gene Ontology annotation, molecular function: DNA binding. Bases 197 to 2422 code for a protein of 741 amino acids.